UUUAAAAUGAGUAAGUCUGAGAUUUUUUGUUGAGAACUAAGCUCAGUUUAUAAUUUACAUUCAAGCUGUGUGACUGCGAAAUCUUGUUAUGUGUAGACACAGUUCACAUUUUUACUGAUAAUGAUUAGUCGGAAUUUAGUUUUGUUGUUGUUUAUUUUGAUUUUGAUUUGUAAUUUUGUUCAGGCACAAGAAGAUGCAUGUACUCUGCCUGAUGGAAUUUCUCAAUCGUCAUGCAUUUACCUUCAACGUUGCGAUCAUUUUCAAAAUCAAAUUAAACAAUACGGUGGAAGACCGCCACAAAGUGUGGUGAAUGACAUUCGUGCUCAUCUGUGUGUGAAUCCCAAGUAUGUUUGCUGUCCUGUCCCACCAACAACAACAAUCGCACCUGUUACAAUGCUUCCUAUUCCAAAAAUAACUACAAUGUACCCACCACCUCCAGAAGAAAUUCAAUUUAGUCUUGAACAAAUCAGACAACAUCAAAACUAUCGAUUAAUUAAUGCAAAUUCCUGUGGAUUGCAAACCUCAUUAAGAAUUGCAAAAGGAAUAAAAGCUGUAAUUAAUGAAUUUCCUUGGGCUGUACUUCUUGGAUACAAUGAUGGUUUAGGCGAAAUUGUUUGGGACUGUGGUGGAAAUCUGAUAAGUGAGCAAUAUGUGUUGACAGCUGCGCACUGCAUUAGAAGAGAUUUAGAGAUCGCACGACUUGGAGAGCAUACAAUAUCAACAGAGAGAGACUGUGAUAAUUUCGGAGCGUGUACAGAUCCUGUACAAGAGAUUAAAAUAGAGAAAGCCAUAAAACAUCCAGAAUAUGGAAAACCAGAGAAUAAACAUGACAUUGGGCUAGUAAAAUUGGCUGUUCUAGCAGAUACAACAAAACUUAAUGUUAGGACUAUUUGUUUGCCAACAAUGGAAGCUGUGGAGAUUACUAAAGUUAAAUCAAGGAAUUUUACAAUGACAGGAUGGGGAAAAUCUGAAUUUGGCAUAAAAUCUGAUGUUUUACUGAAGACUGAACUGCAACUUGUAGAAAGUUCACUUUGCAGCUAUAAAGAUAUUUUUGAAGAAAAAAUUUGUGCUGGUGGAUUCAACAAGCUUCAUACAUGCAGAGGUGAUUCAGGUAAGACACAGUACUGAUAAUACUAAAUAUAACUUAAAUGAUUCAUCAAAUCACACAUUUGCGCCUUCAAAGGUGGAGGACUUACAACAGCAGUUGAAAUGAAUCGAAGACCAAAAGUGACACUUUAUGGAGUGCUGUCCCGAGGUGUGAAUUGCGAAGAAUCAACUGAAAUAUAUCCUGAUAUCUAUAUGAAUGUAAAAUAUUAUUUCAAGUGGAUAUUGGACAAUAUGUCUUGAUUUUUGUGUAAAAUAGGAUGUGAACUUAAUGAAUUCCUUUGUAUCGAUGUUCAGGAAAAAUGUGAGAUUUUUAAUAAAAUCCAAUUAUUUAAUUAAAUG
Chironomus riparius is the source of this 1446-nucleotide messenger RNA. Lineage: Eukaryota; Metazoa; Arthropoda; Insecta; Diptera; Chironomidae. The record is from the annotation of a GenBank genome assembly.